CAAUAAUUUCCAGCCUUAUCUACUGGCUUGAGCGCAUGGUCGGCAGAGGAAUAGCUUUCUUUUUUCGCCAUGGCUGCCUCCUCUUCUGUACAUCAAGUUCAUAUCCUUUCUUGCUAUUGCCAGACCUCGGAUCCAUUUCUACCUCCUUGUAAUGUAUACUUAAGGCUAAAGCCAGCAAGAAGAAGAUUGGUGGGUUUCCCCUUGAAGGCUAAUUUCUGGGAUUCCAUCAGAUCUGGUAUCUUGAAGAAUAACAACAAAUCAGAAGUUAUCGAACCGUCAACAGUAUUAGAAGAGGAAGAACCUUUGCCAGAAGAUACUGUGCUCCUAGAAAAUCCACAGCCUGAUGGAACAGUUGAGCAGAUAAUAUUUUCUUCAGCUGGUGAUGUUGAUGUCUACGAUCUUCAAGCUUUAUGUGAUAAGGUAGGAUGGCCUCGGAGACCACUAUCAAAAGUAGCAGCAUCGCUAAGAAACAGCUACAUGGUUGCCACUAUACAUUCAGUCUUGAAAUCUCCGGAUGCAGAAGGGAAUGAUCGAAAGCAACUUAUAGGCAUGGCUCGUGCUACAUCUGAUCAUGCCUUCAACGCCACCAUCUGGGAUGUUCUCGUUGAUCCUUCGUAUCAGGGUCAAGGUCUAGGGAAAGCUCUUGUUGAACAACUAAUACGUAGAUUGCUACGAAGGGAUAUCGGCAACAUUACAUUAUUUGCUGAUAGUAAAGUUGUGGAUUUCUACAAGAACUUGGGGUUCGAAGCUGAUCCAGAGGGUAUCAAGGGCAUGUUCUGGUACCCGAGAUAUUAAAAAUCUCGGCUUUACCUUGUUGUUAAAUUUCAUAAUUAUACGCCAUGCUUUGUUGUCUCCCAAAUUAUGGGUUUACUGUGGCUUUGUAUAUUUUCAGCAACUUUCAAGCUCGGUUUCGAGCUCUGAUAAUGUGAGACGUCGGUUUAAUUGUGAUUUUGUUACCAGUAUAGAAAACUGAAUCAAUUUAGUGUUGGUAGGGAUCUUUUGCUUCUUUUGUA
Molecule: messenger RNA, 1013 nt
Organism: Asparagus officinalis (garden asparagus)
Lineage: Eukaryota; Viridiplantae; Streptophyta; Magnoliopsida; Asparagales; Asparagaceae
Product: serotonin N-acetyltransferase 1, chloroplastic-like
Exons: 8
Coding region: 70-795 (241 amino acids)
Cellular component (GO): cytoplasm
Molecular function (GO): N-acetyltransferase activity
Source: RefSeq, a predicted model, not a curated record